AUGAUCCCUGAGCCAAGGAUAAGACUAAGAGAGGCGAUUGUCCAGGGUAAAUUGGGCGUUGUGAGAAGAAUUCUCAAACGAUGGCCAGACCUGCUCGAGAACAUCGACAGUACGAACGGCUGGUCAUCGUUGCAUUACGCUGCAUUCUACGGUAGAUACUUGAUUUGCCGCCAUUUGAUCCAACUUGGUCAUGAUGCCACUGCAAUGUUAAAAACCUACGACGGGGAUACGUGUAUCCAUUUGGCAAUUACGAAAGGGGAUGAACAAACAGUACAUCUAUUAUUGCAGCAUUUCCUCGAAGAAGGGUUGAACCUGCGAAGCAGCAGCGCCAGAAGAUGGGCGCCAAUCCAUAUAGCAUGCCGAUCGAACCAUUCCCGAUGCCUGGCUCUUCUCUUACAAUGUGGCGCGGACGUAACAUUGGAAGACGAAGAGGGAAACACAGGAUUACACGUAGCUAUGGAAUACGGCGCGAUCCAAUGUUUGCCGAUUUUGCUGCAAUGCGGUGGGGCAACAUUAGCCGAUGAACAGAACCAAAUGGGGAUAGUGGCAAGACAAGUCGGAAAUUGCGACGAGACCAUCAAAAAAUUCGACCAGUUUGCCGCCGAGAUAAGAAAGGGCGUCAGUAGCGGCAGUAGUACGGUACCAAUUGGCACGCCAGAUAUAGCAGCUAGCAAGACUUUCUUAGGCGGUAACAAUGGGCCACUUUCUCCAGAGCUUCGUGGAAGACGCAGCAUAAAAGAUUUGAACGAUUACCUAAGCGCUCCAGGUGCUAUCGUGGAUGCCUCCCCUAGAGCUACUACCGUGGCAGUAGACGCCGCUUCAGUUUCUGCUGCUUCCACAGCGGCAUCAGAAGCCGUUGCUAUCGGCCCGCCGACCUUACCGAGAUCAAGGGAAUCCAAUUCCAACAGCAUGGGUGACCCGGAGUCACCCAGCAUCCCAUCGACAAGUAGGUUACUCAAUGUGGCAAUAACCAAAGUGAGAAGAGGUGAAGAUAGCACUGCAGCGCGAUAG
Molecule: messenger RNA, 1011 nt
Organism: Kluyveromyces lactis
Lineage: Eukaryota; Fungi; Ascomycota; Saccharomycetes; Saccharomycetales; Saccharomycetaceae
Gene: AVO2
Product: Avo2p
Exons: 1
Coding region: 1-1011 (336 amino acids)
Molecular function (GO): protein binding
Source: RefSeq, a predicted model, not a curated record